Spirometra erinaceieuropaei is the source of this 6487-nucleotide messenger RNA. Lineage: Eukaryota; Metazoa; Platyhelminthes; Cestoda; Diphyllobothriidea; Diphyllobothriidae. The record is from the annotation of a GenBank genome assembly.
AUGGACCCUUUGUCUCUGGUGGCCGAACACUGCGCCGAUGCCGGACACACGUUCGCCUUUCAGCAUGCCGAAAUUCUGGGCCGGGGAAACGAUCGCAUAGCCAGGGAAACAAUCGAGGCUUGGCACACGGGGACAACCUCCAUCAACCGCUGUGUGGCUCUUCCCGCUGCCUAUCAAGCCCUUCGAGCGCAGCUCAGUAAACAAAUGAGCAGACGUGCACCCAGGCUAAACAUUAAUCCAGACAUGAGCGAGUCCAUGGCGGAUACACACUCAGUCACCCCUCAACCGGGUUCCGACGAAGGCGCAGUCCUCAACGGAACGAGUGAGUUCCGUAUGAACGAUCGGUGAGCGCCCCCUAACAUUGUAUAUUCUCGAUCGAAAACCGACAGGGCAACGGGCUCGUGGCCCGGUGAGUAGAGGCGUUGACUUCUAAACCAACAGGUCGCGAGUUCGAGGCUCGGGUGUUCCACGCUUCGGGCUUGGGUAUGGCUGGCUGACGAUGGCUAAUAGGCCAGAAAUGGCCAUUCCAGUCUCCCUUGUCUUUGUCGGUAAUACCAUUCUGCCUAUAUAUCAUGCGCCGCUGUGCGGCCGCUGGUUGGGCUCGAGAGAGAGUCCAUAAGGCACAACGGAACGAGUGAGUUCCGUAUAAACGAUCGGUGAGCGCCCCCUAACAUUGUAUAUUCCCGAUCGAAAACCGACAAGGCAACGGGCUCGUGGCCCGGUGAGUAGAGGCGUUGACUUCUAAAUCAACAGGUCGCGAGUUCGAGGCUCGGGUGUUCCACACUUCGGGCUUGGGUAUGGCUGGCUGACGACGGCUAAUAAGCCAGAAAUGGCCAUUCCAGUCUCCCUUGUCUUUGUCGGUAAUACCAUUCUGCCUAUAUAUAUAUAUAUAUAUAUAUAUAUUUAUGAUAGUGGGCGCUCACCGAUCAGGCUACGGAACAUGCUCGUUCCGUUGUGCCUUGGGUCUCAUACUAGAACCCUCGCAGGCAGUCGCACAGCGACCAGUAGUAGAUAUAGAUGAGAUGGUACCGACAAAUUCAAGGGAGACCGGAAUGGCCAUUUCUGGCUUUUUAGGCGGUCUCACUUUUCUUUGUCGGUACCAUCUCAUCUAUAUCUACUACUAGUCGCUGUGCGACUGCCUGCGAGGGUUCUAGUAUGAGCCCCAAGUCACAACGGAACGAGCAUGUUCCGUAGCCUGAUCGGUGAGCGCCCAAUAUCAUAAUUAAUAUUCCCGCUCACAACCGACAGGACAACGGGCCCGUGGCUCAAUGGUAGAGCGUCAAACUCCAUGACCAAAGAUCCCGGGUUCGAAUCUCAAGUGAUCCACACUUGGGGUUGGGUAUGACUGGCUGAUGACGGCUAAUAAGCCAGAAAUGGCCAUUCCGGUCUCCCUUGUCUUUGUCCGUAGCCAGGUGCGUCUGUGCGCAUGUCUGUGUUUCUGGUCUCAGCUGCUGGUGGUCAGGGUUAUGAUUGGCUGAAUGAAGGCAGAAUAAGCCCGAAACAGUGCUGUAUCAAUCUACCCGCAUUCUCUGUCGUCCCUCCUUGCUGCUAUUAUGACUUGGCCGACUUCGGCCUGGUAAUUGGUUGCCUGUUCGUGACCUUUGCCACACAUACGGAGCUUGUUUGCUUUGUGAAGCCAAUAGAUCGGUGUGCGCCCAUUCCUGAUUGAUAAAUACCCGAUCUGCAGCGACAGAGAAUGACAGGUGGCGAGGCACUGAUGAACUUCGGUUCGAUGAAGUGCUUAUGACCCAUCUGGUAGGCCUCAGUGGUGGACCGACUGCGCCAGGUGCGUCUGUGCGCAUGUCUGUGUUUCUGGUCUCAGCUGCUGGUGGUCAGGGUUAUGAUUGGCUGAAUGAAGGCAGAAUAAGCCCGAAACAGUGCUGUAUCAAUCUACCCGCAUUCUCUGUCGUCCCUCCUUGCUGAUAUAUAUAUAUAUAUCAACAUGAGUAAAGAUUCGAGGUCCUGAUAAAUUAUCCCGUUCAUCAUCCCCAAAAGAAGACGAAGAAGAAAAAGGGGCGAUUGCAUGGACCACAGUGUAUUGGUGCUGACGUUUCGGAAACUUCCUCGUUUCCAUCAUCAGAGUGGUGGGGUGUCUGUUCCUGCUUGCUCGAAGUUGUUCUGCCUCGCCGCCUGUCUUGUGUUAUAAGCAUGCCUGACGCACGAACUCUGACCUGCCUUCUGGCUGGGGAUUGGCUUUGGUUCCUCCGAGGGCGGCCAAUGACGCGCUCCUGUGACCUCUGCCCCCUGAGCGGCUGUCGUAAUCGCUGCCAAUCCUGUGUGCCCAUGGGCCCUCACCUCAUAAUCGGAUGGACUGAUCAGUUGCCGUUGCAUGUGCGAAUCACGCUCGGCUGUCUGGGCGCGCCGGUGGGGCGAUGUCUCGCGUUCGUCGUGUGACCUCCGGCUGGCUCCUUCCCCCUGCUGUGAAGGUGACAACUGUUGGAGGAGCCGCUUUUUCUUCUUCGUCUUCUUUUGGGGAUGAUGAACGGGAUAUAUAUAUAUAUAUAUAUAUAUAUAUAUAUAUAUUCAAUCAGGAAUGGGUUCGCACCGAUCUAUUGGCAUCACGAGGGAUUUCACUUACUGCCAUUUUGCAUAAAACACUGCCGUAAUCGGAAAUGCCGACGUAUUGCACAGGGAAUGCGUGAAGAUAAUCUUUUGUUCGACGCAAACGAGAGCGAGUCGACGGGCAUCUUGGCAUAUUCUUAAGAACAGCGAUAGGCAGACUUCACAGCGUGCAUCCGACUCAGAACGAAUGCUUCUUACUCCGCACGGUGUUGGUGAAUGUGUCCGGUUCAACAUCUUUCCAGAAAUUGAAAUCUGUCAACGGCGUUACGCACGCCACUUUACUUAGUGCAUGCCAGGCUCUCAAUUUAUUGGAAAACCACCGAUACUGGGAUGUAUGCAUUAGUGCCGCGUUCAACACGUCCCAUCCACAUCGAAUUCGUUAAUUGUUUGCGGUCAUACUGACCGCCUGCUCUCCUUUAUCUUCAACAGAUUUAUGGGAGAAAUAUAAAUCGCACAUAGCUGAGGAUAUCUUUCGUCGACUACGCAAGGAAAAUUCCAAAUGCGGAUUUCACAUCACGAAUCUACAGCGAGGCGUUAAUAGUGAUUGGGGAUAUGUACGUAAGAAAUCGCGAAAAAAGUUCCUUAUCAACCGGAAAUGUCCUCAUCAAACCUAUCUUCUGCUGUUUCGUUAGAUGUAGAUUUGGGCAGUGGGCAAAAAAGCGCUCGAGGUCCUCUAUCGAACACUGCAAGAUUAGCGAGGAAACAGCAGACCAUCUGGAGACAUUACCGCUACUGCUUGCAUGAGACUUCAAGCAAACACUGCCUGUAAUUCCUCCAUCGGCAACAGCGGACGAAAUACAUGCCGUAUUUACGUUUCUUUGUGGCGCCAAAUCCAGACGGCAAAAUUAACUAGAAAUAUGCGUGUCCAGCUGCAAAACUACCGAUCAGCUGAGGUAUUCUCGCACUAAUUGCUGGCAAUUGGGAAUGCAACGGUGCGCACUGAUCCGGCUGCAAGAAGGAUUUCCCUACGUCUUAGUUUCGGCAAUUUAGUGUCAUCAAAAGAGGAAUUGGUUGAAAAUGUGUCUCCCACUAUUCAGACCACUUUCAACAAUCACGACUGAUUGAGCGACCUAGCUACUCUUGCGGCCACAAACAAACACAUGUACCAUCUUAACCAUAUUAUUCAGUCUAAAUUUCAAAGCGAGGCAACCACAUAUACGCCCGUCGAUACUGUUGUGGAAGCAGACGAGGCAGGUUAAUUGUCCAACAGAGAUUUUGAAUUCACCUGAGCCACAGCAACGCGUGGCAGGGUUCAGCUAGUUUAUUAAUAAAUAUCCUGGCCCUCGGUACAUCAGUUGCAUUUUUAAAAUUGUUCUGGAUGACUUGCUGCAGUUUUUUGCAGUGAUCCUGUUCUCCCCAUCGUCAUACUCGUGAAAAUAUCAAUGGCUACUCAACACGUUACAGUUGGAAUUUUGGUGUUCAUGUAGUCCAGUAGGGGAUUCACCAGCUAGCGCCAAAUGUCCCCUUGACAUCUAAGUUUAGUGCAGGCGGACUGCGCAACUAGGCGACCAGACAGGUCGGCCUUCGUCUGGAACCAGUCAGCAAACACCAAAUUAUCCGCUGAGGCCAGAACUGCCGCUGCUCCCGUCGCCCAUUGACCGCCCAACGCACCGAACGACCCUACUCCCCCUUACUUUGCCGGUCUCGCACUGCACGACGCGUCCUGCGCCCGCGCGCCCACGCCCACGCCAGUUCUCACGACUGACGUGGAGGCAGGCACGGUUUGUGCGAAUCCCUUGGCUGAAUCUGUGGCCAUUCUCAUCCUUUUUUCCAGAAUGCAGACUCUUGCCGUCGCCCAGCCCUGUCCCACGCAAGUUGAAUUUUUACCUCAAUAAAGGAAGGAGAUUCGAGAUGUCUACACACUAGGUGGCGGUAUCUCGUGAAACGUUACCCAAGGUUUCAACGAAUGUUUUCUAUUAGGUGUUAGGGUUGUAAUUUUCAGAGAUGUGAUGCUGUCCGGAUGACGGUUUUUGCAUGAGCUUAUUCCCGACCACCUCCAAAAUCUCAUGCGAUAGAAAAUGGCUACAUAAAUGGUAUGCCAUUAUCCAUUGGUUCUUGACGUCCGUAUAAAGUAAAAUACGAGCAGUGGAACUCAGUGGAAACAACGGCAUACUACUCAAAUAGCCAUUUUCUACCGAACGGGUUUUUACAGGCGGCCGAAAAGAAACUCAUUCAAAAGCCGCCAUCCUGGCGUGACUGAAAUAUCUUGGGAUUAUGCUACAUGUUAAUCAGUAUUACAAUCCCAUCUAAGAAAUCCGUUCUGAACGAGAGCGUGCUUUGAUGGGAUACGCCAUCUGCUGCCUCAUGACCAUGAGGUCGCCACUCCGUGGGAGCCGAUCCGCCUCCAUUGUCAGCGCCUACGCCCCUUCAAUGAUCACUCCCGACGACGCGAAGAACAAGUUACUCGAAGACGUGCACGCGCUCCUGGCGUUGGGAACAGUGUUCACUUGUGCGCUCCCCGCGUGGUUAAUUACUCCACCUAUGCGAAGUCUCAGCAACGAAUAUGGAAGGGGAAGGUCGUUGCACUUGUUGGUGGACUGGAGGCCUGUGAACCAUGAAUCAAACAGCUCGCGGCUCACGCGGUUGUCACCUCUAGCGAGAAUUUCCGCCUUGUCGAACUUGAAUCCGUGGCCGGAUCUCGUCGAAUGAGCCGCAACUUGAGAACUGGCGUUAUUUCUCCGGACGACUGCUGCGUGUUCAACCAUUCGCGUUCGGAGCUGCCUUCCGCUUUCUCUGACGUGGUUGCUUUGUCCGCAACUGCACCCGAUCCAAUAAACGACUCCAGACGUUUCUUGCCGUGGCAGUGGGUCUUUCGAUUUCAUUAUCUGACGCAAACCAGCGUCAAAACCAAGUGAAACGAGCUGCGAAUACAAUCCGGGCCACCACGAUGGAAGCCUUCGGCCGUGCAGGCGGGCAACACCAGGAUUGGUCUGAUGACAAUAACGAAGAAAUUCCCAUUCUGCUCCCCGACAAACAUCGGCCACACGCAAUCUACACUAUCCAGGACAGCAGCGUCAGUAAAACCGCAUAACUCCGAUGCCGACGGCUAGUGCAACCGAGGCUGGGGAAACCUGAGAUAUGCCGACCGUAGUGAGAUGAAGAAUUUUCCGCUGCCACUAAAGCAGUCUAUCGUUCAAAAACCAGAACGGAGCAGAUUGAGUAGUGAUAAACCGCACAAUUCCGGGGCAUCCUCAAACACCCAUCGACAGUACGCGGAGUCAUCAGCCAGCAUCUUCAAGUGAAUACCAAAGGCGACCUCCAUCGCCUUCCUUCUCUCCUUGAGGGAGUCAGAGCAGUGUAACAGCUAUACAGAUGGAAAGCUGCGAGAACAGGAGCAGUUCAAGUCGAUGCUUGAAAGUUUGGCGGCCAAAAAAUCACAAAAAUGAUUACCUCGGUAGUUCAGGAGAUGUGACUUCCUGCAUGAGGAAAUGUUGGAUCUCGCUGAAGGUUAGCGGGAUAAAUGUCGUCCGUAAAAAAAGAGAAUGGAGGCUGACUGCACACCAGGUGAAAGGCGGAGCAGAAAACUGUUCACUGAGGUUGCACUUUAUCCGGAGUAGGUUUUCAUGCCAUUUGAACGUAAAAAAUGAGAAUUCCGACUUAACCUAAUGUGACGAGGACUGUCACGGAUGACUGCUGCAGCCGCUACUACUACUACUACUACUACUACUACUACUACUGCUAUCGAUACUACUACUACUACUGCUAUCGAUACUACUACUACUACUGCUAUCGAUACUACUACUACUACUACUACUACUACUACUACUACUACUACUACUACUACUACUAUCGAUACUACUACUACUACUACUACUACUACUACUACUACUACUACUACUACUACUACUACUACUACUACUACUACUACUACUACUUCUACGACUACUACUACUACUUCUACUACUACUACUACUACUACUACUAA